UGUGUGUGAGUGACGUCACGGGGAGUCCGAGUCUGCGCAAUGAGCGGCCCCAGCACCGCCAUGGAGGGCUCUGCCACUGUGAUACUGCCGCGCACUAAGCCCAUGGUCUGUGUGGAGUACCCGGGGCUGGUGCGGGAUGUUGGCAAGAUGCUGCGGACUCUGGGAGGGGAGGAAGGGGUGUCCAAGACAUACGCUGAUCCCUCCAAGAGACUGGAGCUCUAUUUCAGACCAAAUGAUCCAUAUUGCCACCCACUGUGUGGCAACCGCUUCCCCACCACAACCAUGAUCCUGCGGGUCAAGAAGAAAGUACGGCGGAAAAAAGCCCCGGAUCCAGGGGCCCCGGAACCGACAGAGGAAGGGAAGAUUAGCUUGGAAAUUAUUGGCGUGGUUGGGACUGUCUAUAAAUUUCAAGGAAUGUCCGAUUUCCAGUAUUUGGCAUUUAAACAAGAUCCCGAUGGCAACCGCACCUCUUUGUAUGACAAGGUCCUGCUAUGUAAGCCAGAGAAAGAAGAUUUCUUCAACCAAGAGAUAGCCCUCCACAUCCCCCCGCCUAUAUUCUCCCGUCUAGACAACUGCGUGGAUUAUUUUUACCGCCCAGAUGUCAAUCACAGAGAAGGCUAUAGGCUCCCCCAGGUGUCCAACGACAAUCUCAUUGGCCUGAGCAGGGCCCGCCGGCCCCACAAUGCCAUCUUCGUCAGCUUCGAAGAAGCAGAGAUCCCCAAUGAGCCGCUGCAGCCUGCUGUAAAGAACUGGACCAAGAUGUGCACGAACCCCAUGGACAAGCAGGCAGAGGAGGAGAUGAGGCAGCUCUUUACCAAUCGCCCUAUUUGGUCACGGAAUGCGAUUAAGGCCAACAUUAGCGUCCACCCAGACAAGCUCAAGUUAUUGCUGCCUAUCGUGGCCUAUUACAUGCUGACUGGCCCCUGGAGGAGUCUGUGGGUGAGAUUCGGCUACGAUCCCAGGAAAAACCCAGAGGCUAAAAUCUACCAAGUGCUGGAUUUCCGGAUUCGCUGUGGAGUAAAGUACGGAUAUGCGCCAAAUGACAUGCCCGUUAAAGCCAAACGCAGCACUUACAACUACAGCCUGCCCAUCACGUUGAAGAAGCCAGCACCGCAGGUUGUCAGUGUGCAGGACCUGAAACAAGGGCUGGCUGCCCCUAGCUCGAACACUCCAGGAGGGACAAAACCUGGUUUCAACAAAUACAAACUCAAGGAAUCUAUAUAUAUUUUCCAGGAAGGGAACCUACCCCCCUACAGACAGAUGUUUUACCAGCUGUGUGACUUAAAUGUGGACAGUUUGCGGGAUAUCAUCCAGAUGAACGAGGGGGCAGAGGCUGAAUGUACAGAAAGAGACGGCUGGUGCCUUCCGAAGACCUCUGAAAAGCUGAGAGACGCCAUGUCCCUUAUGAUCAAGCAGAUUAUACGCUCCAAGAGACCAUCUCUGUUUUCCGAACCUUCCACCUCCACCAGUAAUAAGGAGCAGCUGACUUAUGAAUCAGGGGAGGAGGAGGACGAAGAAGAGGAGGAAGAAUUCCACCCGUCUGAAGGCAGCGAGAAUGAGAUGGAAACGGAGCUCCUGGACUAUGUUGAAGACUGAUGGAAGGCCGAUGUUUUUUUUCUAAAUUGUUUAAAUAAAAUAAGUGAAAAAUAAAACCAAUAGCACUGUU
Messenger RNA from Xenopus tropicalis (tropical clawed frog), 1666 nucleotides. It is a transcript of the gene gtf3c5, whose product is annotated as general transcription factor IIIC subunit 5. The transcript has 11 exons. Gene Ontology annotation, cellular component: transcription factor TFIIIC complex; nucleus. Gene Ontology annotation, biological process: transcription initiation at RNA polymerase III promoter. The record is from RefSeq and is a predicted model, not a curated record. Lineage: Eukaryota; Metazoa; Chordata; Amphibia; Anura; Pipidae. Bases 40 to 1596 code for a protein of 518 amino acids.